Molecule: messenger RNA, 1275 nt
Organism: Dothidotthia symphoricarpi CBS 119687
Lineage: Eukaryota; Fungi; Ascomycota; Dothideomycetes; Pleosporales; Dothidotthiaceae
Product: coproporphyrinogen III oxidase
Exons: 2
Coding region: 1-1275 (424 amino acids)
Cellular component (GO): cytoplasm; mitochondrial intermembrane space
Molecular function (GO): coproporphyrinogen oxidase activity
Source: RefSeq, a predicted model, not a curated record
AUGCCGCCAUUCCGACCUGCAUUCCGCGUCGUCAGAGCUCUCGAGCUCCCCCACAGCUAUGCGCCACGACGAACAUUGCGCCCAACGAGCCUCAGCAGCAGACAGAUACACACAUCGCGAAGAUGCAUGGCCCAAUUCCCCCCAGAAAGAAAGCCAGACCCGAUGGAGGAAUGGCGAAACCCUCCAGCGAGCAAAUGGCCGAAUAGGAUACGACUGCUGAUGCUGCCCUUCAUUGGCGCUCUGAUCUAUUCCAUGUGGACAGACGACUCCAUCAAGGCUGAAACCGCCUCCAUCGCCCAGAAAGACGCCCUCCUCAAGCGCGAGAAUGGCGUCACAGAAGACUCGCCUAUGCGCCUGCGGAUGGAGCAGUUCAUAAAACAGCACCAAAAGCAGAUCGUCUCGGAGCUCGAAAAAGUCGACGGCACGUCCUUCACAAUCGACUCGUGGCAGCGGCCCGAGGGCGGGGGCGGCAUAACCUGCGUGCUGCAGGAUGGCAAAGUGUUUGAGAAAGCCGGCGUCAACACCUCCGUCGUAUACGGACGCCUUCCUCGCGCCGCGAUCCAAAAGAUGCGCGUCAACCAUAAAGCGCUCGACCCAGAUGUCGACUCGCUCGAGUUCUUCGCCGCUGGCCUAUCUCUGGUGCUGCACCCCCACAACCCCAACGCGCCGACCGUACACCUGAACUACCGGUACUUCGAGACCGCGGACGAGAACGGCAACACCAACGCGUGGUGGUACGGUGGCGGAUGCGAUCUCACACCCUCAUACCUCUACGACGAAGACGCGAUCCACUUCCACCAGUCGAUCAAGGCGGCAUGCGACAAGCAUGACAAGGGCUACUACCCGCGCUUCAAAAAGUGGUGCGACGAGUACUUUGACAACAAGCACCGAGGGGAGACGCGCGGCGUGGGCGGUAUUUUCUUCGACGAUAUGGACGAGACGGAGAAGGAUCAGGAGCAGCUGUUUUGCUUUGUGCAAGACUGCUUGUCGGCGUUCUUGCCGUCGUAUCUGCCCAUCAUCAACAGGCGGAAGGACAUGCCGUUCACCGAGGCCCAGAAACAUUGGCAGCAGUUGAGGCGGGGUCGCUAUGUGGAGUUCAAUCUCGUGCACGAUCGAGGUACGUCAUUCGGACUCAACACGCCGGGAGCCAGGGUGGAGAGCAUCCUCAUGAGUCUGCCGCUUACCUCCAGGUGGGAGUAUAUGCAUGCGCCUGAGAAGGGCAGUCGCGAAGAGCGGUUGCUCGAGGUGCUGAGGAGUCCCAAGGAGUGGGUGUAG